Molecule: messenger RNA, 864 nt
Organism: Chlamydomonas reinhardtii
Lineage: Eukaryota; Viridiplantae; Chlorophyta; Chlorophyceae; Chlamydomonadales; Chlamydomonadaceae
Exons: 3
Coding region: 29-502 (157 amino acids)
Source: RefSeq, a predicted model, not a curated record
CUGUGAAUUCCUUGCACCAGCGGUAACGAUGCAGCGGCCUGCGGAAAGUGACGUCGGCGAUGCCCCACUGACGCAGGCCGAACUAGCGGCACAACUAGGGAAAUUUGAGGGAUACAAGGAGAAACUAGAGGCAGACAUCGAUAAGCUUGAACAGCGGAGGGCGAAGCUGCAAGAGGACUCGGACGAGUACGAAAAGCUUGUGGCCGGUGUGGCCACGUUCGUCAAGGACGGCGCCACCUCUCUCGAGGGCCAGCGUGUGGACGUGGGCUGCGAUGUCAAGUGCGCGGCGCGUGUGCCAGACGUCAGCAGGAUCUACGUGUCCGUGGGCCUAGGAUUUCACGUGGAGUCGGCGCUAGGGGAGGUGCGGGGCCUGGUGGCGCCGCGGCAGGAGCACCUUCGGCAGCAGCUGGCGGAGCUGGACAAGCAGCUGGGGGACGCCAGGGCCACGGCGGCAGCGUUUAAAGGCUCACUGCAGAUAUUGAAAGAGGGCGCGACGGUGUGAGCGUGCAGGGACCUUUAGGAGAGAUAGGUUGGGGCUAGCGCACGCGUGCAGAUGCGAUGGUGGCGGGGAGUGGAUUGUGGGCCCCGAUGCGGAGCUGUGCCGGUGUGCCUGAGCGGGCACACGCUUUGACAGCACAAAUAAGCGACGAGCUGGUCCUGAUGUAAAGAAGCUUCUGAUUGAUGCCGACUUGCAAAGCACCCCUACACUGCGCCCCUGUCUGUUUCGCUCGCCCGAUCCGGUGAGCGCCGUGCCAUGUCACGCCAUUUGCCGUGUACGUAGCACCGAGAUAUCGUGCGCAGCUUUGUCACACGGUGUGAGUAUGCAAGCGGCAUCCGCUUUGCUGUUUGUAAGCGGGACGCGUC